AUGCAACUCACCAGCUCCCUCCUCGCCAGCCUCGCCUCUGUCUCCCAGGCCGCUGUGAUCUGGGAUGGCAGAUUCAACGACCUCCAGACUGCCAGUGACCUCAAUGACUGGUCAUGGAGCAACCAAGUCGGUCCAUACCAGUAUUACAUCCACGGCUCUGGCACCGUGGAUAAGUGCAUAGCCCUCUCGGCAGACUACGCAAACCCGGCCGACACCUCGUCCAAGCAGGGUGCCAAGUUCACACUCGACAGCACGGCAUACUGGAACGGACAGAAUAUGCGGCGUAUCGAGCUGAUCCCGCAGACGACGGCGCCGAUCAACAAGGGUAAGGUGUGGUAUCACUUCACCAUCUCGCGCAAGGAGGCCAACGCCCCGAGCCUGUUCCGCGAGCAUCAGAUCAACUUCUUCGAGAGCCACUUUACCGAGCUCAAGUCGGGCUGGAUCAGCGGCGAGGCCGGAACCAGCAACCCUAAGCUGCAGUGGAUGGUUAGCCAGCAGAGCAAGUGGAGCGUCGACGAAUGGGAGGCUGGUGUCUUCUACAACUUUGCCUACGAGAUCGACUUUUCGGCCAGUACCGUUGGGCUCUGGCACUCCACCGGUGGAGACGAUCUGAAGCAAGUCGUCGCACCAGUGUCAGCGUCCACUUCGUCCAACGGAGCCGACUGGCACCUCGGAGUCCUGGAGCUGCCGCGCGAUGGGUACACGGAUGCGAAUGAGGACUUUUAUUUCUCUGGUGUAUACAUAGAAUCCGGAUCUAUCACCACGAGUGUGAAAGGCCCGGCUUAG
Messenger RNA from Diaporthe batatas, 786 nucleotides. RefSeq lists its product as uncharacterized. Lineage: Eukaryota; Fungi; Ascomycota; Sordariomycetes; Diaporthales; Diaporthaceae. The transcript has 4 exons. Bases 1 to 786 code for a protein of 261 amino acids. The record is from RefSeq and is a predicted model, not a curated record.